AUGGCCGCGCUGCGCUUCGGGGAGCCCCCGGCGGAGCCGCCCGCCUUCCCCUCAGGCAGGUGGGCGGGGGGCGGCGGGCCCGGCCCGGCCUCGCCCGCCCUCAGGGCGCUUCCCGCGGCGGAGCCGUCGGAGGGGGCGCCGGCGGCCUCGCAGCGUCGGAAGCGGACCAGCUUCACGGCGGCGCAGCUGGAGACGCUGGAGCUGGUUUUCCAGGACACCAUGUACCCCGACAUCUACCUGCGGGAGAAACUGGCCGACGCCACGCAGAUCCCCGAGUCCCGCAUCCAGGUCUGGUUCCAGAACCGCCGAGCCAAGUCCCGCCGCCAGCGGGGCCCGGCCCGCCCCGGCCCCGCCGCGCCGCCGCCGGGCUGCCCGCGGCCGCCCCGCUUCGCCGCCCUGCGAGCCCCGGAGCGGCCCCGCUGCGCCCUCUCCGGGGUGGCUCGGACGGAGGACGGCUCCGCUCCCUACACGUGGCCGCCGGCCGCCGGCUUCUCCCCUGGCCCCGGCUUCGAGGGCUUCCCGCCCGGCCAGCCCGGCGGGGCCGAGCCCGCCCCGUUCGCGGGGAGCGCCGCCGGCCCCUUCCCGCCGGCCCGCGCCUUCUGCGGGCAGUACUCGCCCGUGUCGGACGCCGAGGACACCAGCGGCUACUCGGAGUCGGGCUCGGAGUGGGAGGAGAACGCGCUCGGCGCCUUCCGCGCCCUCUGAGCGCCGCCGCGGCGGGACGCGGCCCGGGCGGGCACAGGUUAAAUGCGCAGCCCUCCCGCCGGACCCCGUCCCGCACCGCGCUGCCCGGGCGGGGAGCAGUCACACACCGCGCUACCUCAC
This is a messenger RNA of Poecile atricapillus (Black-capped chickadee), 825 nucleotides long. It is a transcript of the gene MIXL1, whose product is annotated as Mix paired-like homeobox. Gene Ontology annotation, biological process: regulation of transcription by RNA polymerase II; hematopoietic progenitor cell differentiation; endoderm formation. The transcript is spliced from 2 exons. The record is from RefSeq and is a predicted model, not a curated record. Lineage: Eukaryota; Metazoa; Chordata; Aves; Passeriformes; Paridae. The coding region runs from base 1 to 705 and encodes 234 amino acids. Gene Ontology annotation, molecular function: RNA polymerase II cis-regulatory region sequence-specific DNA binding; DNA-binding transcription activator activity, RNA polymerase II-specific.